Messenger RNA from Fomitiporia mediterranea MF3/22, 5838 nucleotides. RefSeq lists its product as uncharacterized. Gene Ontology annotation, molecular function: DNA binding; zinc ion binding; DNA-binding transcription factor activity, RNA polymerase II-specific. The transcript has 18 exons. The record is from RefSeq and is a predicted model, not a curated record. Gene Ontology annotation, biological process: DNA-templated transcription; regulation of DNA-templated transcription. Bases 3246 to 5645 code for a protein of 799 amino acids. Lineage: Eukaryota; Fungi; Basidiomycota; Agaricomycetes; Hymenochaetales; Hymenochaetaceae.
AAACAGUGUUGUACGCGACAAAAGAAUUAACCCGACGAUGAAUACAUGCUAGUUACGGGUGGCCGAAAUUCGAAUGAAAUAAUAGUGACAAGGUAUAGUGCUGAACGAGGGGGAAAAGGACGUCCGUGUCAAUAGCUUAAAUGCUCACAAAGCGUCCUCUGCAUCCCAUCUUGAAAUUUUGCCUAGAGGUUUAUAAAAGUAUUGUUUGUGCUUCUUGGUCUCAUUACGCUUUUUGGGCAUCAUUUCUCGUAGGAGAGUCGCGCGAUCCUGGUCCGGGUCGUUCUCAGGAAUGUAGAACCACUGAGCUUCAAGAGGCUUAUCGUGUGCAUCCAAGCCCAGACGAUCGACUCGACCGAAAACGUUAUGUGAUCCAAGAACGACUGAAAUUAUGUUGAGCCAACCUUCCCUGCUCCGUUGAUUGGUUAAAUGGGGAUUUUCCCGCAAAACAUCCCGCAGCAACGACGAUGCAGGCAUGGAAGAUGCACGAGACAGGGCCAUCGCUUGAAUUAAACAUCCGCACAUCUCGGCCUUUGCGGCUGAGUCGUCUUUCUCAUCAGAUACCGCAAGGGACGCGGCAGCAGGGCUUGCCUCCCGCGGUGAUAUGGGAGCGUAUUGAGCUGGCAAAGUGGAAGGCGUAUGCAAUAACGAGGAAGGCCACGUCAGGUCUGUCAGCACGGGCUCUGCGUCGCACCGAGAUGCAUUGAAAUCUUCAGUAGUCUUCUUGCUUCUUUUCGUCCGCGGUUUGGAAAUAUCUGAACACGAUGUUGAAGGCGUCGGCGACGAAGAGCGAGACGCCAUUGUACUUCUACUCCGAGAACGUUUCUUUCCGCACGUUCUCAAAUCCACCUCGUCAAUAGCCUCAGCCUUAAUAUCUGACACAGUCCGGACACGUCUGGCCUUUUUGAACUUUCUAGUGGGCUGGCCAUUCUUACGCUUCACUUCCCCGGCGUGUCGAUCAACAGAGCCAAAGCGGUGGUUCGACGGUCCGGCAACCGGUGAAAGCGUGUCCAGACUACUACUUCCUUCGGUACACGGCGUGUUCUCCGGAGAUUCGAGAGGUCUCGUGAGGUCGAUUUCAUCCGUCUUCGGGGAUGGAGGUUCAGAUAGGGGUUCGCUAAAAUUAGCAAUCUCACAACCAGACAGAGCAGGAGAAGAUAUUGGUGUCAAGGGUGCUGAGAAUAUUAGGUCAAUGGUUGCAUCCAUGUCUUGAACCUGUUCAGUAACAUUCGACCACCCUUCUUCCACUUUUGAUGAAAGAAUUAUAUCUGUCGUCGGGAGUCCAGUGUUGCCGCCUGCGAUGCGGUCGGAAGAUGCAUUGAUGACUUCAGAAGUACCAUACAAUAUUGCGGAACCCUCCGACACCACAGCGACAGCAACCUGUUCUUCAAUUAUGUCGGCAGGAGUGUCAUUGACAAGUUUCAAAUCUCCAGUUGAAUCUAUUCCGCCAACCGAACAGGUGUCGUGUGGUUCAAGUUUGACAAGAUUAGAUGGUAUGAUAUCUUGAGGGCAUUCAUGCGACACAUGGCAGACUUGGCUCUCGGGCAGGGCAGAGGUCGAAAUUGUCAGUUCCUCCUUUAUUUGGGGAGAAUCCUCCGGAGGUAAAGACAAUGCGCGGAUUUCAUCCUGUAACGAAUCAGGACACGGUGCAGGCAAAGAAUUGCUUGCGAUAUCCACGGCCUUUGACUCAACCGACGUAACGCGUACUUGUCGGCGAAGAUCGAGGAGUACCGCAGCGACAUCGAUUUCCCCAUCCAGACCUCUUUCAGUGUUCCUUGCAUCGAUGGUAUCGUCUCGGUGGACAAAGGCUGCUUCUGACCCACCAAGGGUCGUAUCAUUCUUGACGUUCACAAUCGUUACACCAAUUGGUCUACUGCAUUCAACUGUCGCAUCGUCAUCCAUGUGAAGUGGGUAGUCCUCUGAAUAUUCAGAAGGGUCGACAUCCGAGAUGAGACCUGGCGCACUCGCGCUGGAGCUUCUGCGCUGAGCCUUGAAUUGUUCGCGGCCAAAAUCAGGAGUAUGUAGAACGGAUCGAUCUUUGUAUGGGAGGUCUGGACCGUAGUUGAAAGCCACGUCCCAGAAUCCUCUUCGGCUGUCCGACCUCGAUGACUUUGGGCUUGAUGCGACUAACGGCUCAAUGGCGGGCGACGAAGGAGGCUCGGGAGUAUAUAAGGCACGAACUGGGCUGCUAGGGGCAACUGAGGAAGAUGAAGAGUAGUGCAAGGUAGGGGAAUAGAGCGUUGAGCAUUCCGAACUAAACCUGCAUGAGUUGACCGGUGACAUUGAGGAGUCAAGAUCGGUGCUGAAGGCGAGGAAGUCUGGGAUACCCUUGCGACGGUACUUGAGUGGAAGCUGCGGGGUACCUACCAUCGACGACGAGCGGGCACAGACGGGGCGGCACAGAAGCAGGGAGAAAUAAGAUGGUGGUAUGCGUUCAAGGAAGGGGAGGUAGACAGAUACCGCGUUCAGUGAACCAGCGUCACGUAGACCGGGUCACGUCCAAACAAGAGCACGUGAACGCAGCACCACCUGCCUCCACGCGUCAUUGCGUUAUUUUUAGACCGUCGUUGAGGAGAGUUUCGAUUGGCAACAGAGCAAAGACGACGCGCAGCCAACGACGUCGCGGGGAAAGGUGCAGAAAUUUAGAGUUACAGUCUCUGCCAUCAAGCACGAUACUGGACAAGCCGAUGUAUGUUUGCAUGAAUUGUCGAUGCUGAAUCUGAAUGCUGACUCAGGCCCUAAUCACACCUCUGUGCCAAUUGAGACUUCAUGGAAUGAUCUCAUCGUACUGCGUACCGGGCAGGGCAGCAGUGGAGCGAUCACGGAGCACAUUUCCUUGAUUGAGUAGAAAAUAAGUAUGAUGUAACAGAUGAGUCGAGUCGAGUCGCUUCGACUCAGUGAAUUAGAGGGUAGCAACGGUGGGAUUCCGUAGUUGCCGGAAGAUGAGAGCAUCGUCGCAGCUCUGGUCAAGAUGCAGUAGUCUUUUAACUGCACAGACAGUGCCAUUGUGGGGAGAUCGUAUGACGGUGCAAAUGAUUGCGAAUGGGAGGACGGUGACAGGAAGAGAUGGAAGGCGAAGUGAGAGAAUAAUGAAUGGUGUCUUCUGCACCGAUUUGGAGAGUGCACGACGAUCGUCCAGUAGCGGUCAACAUCCGCUCUUUUGUACCGCGCGCUGAGCUCCCAGGAGACCCUCGCCCACGACAUCAACAACACGGAGUUAGGGCUCUGCUUGACAUAUCCGGUCUAGCAUGAACGACCAAGACAAGCCGCCCAUUAAGCGCAAGCGAGUGACUAAGGCAUGCCUCGUAUGUGCUAAGUCAAGGCGCAAAUGUGAUGGGCAACAGCCUCUUUGCGGCACCUGCAAAGGUCAAAACCUCCAGUGCACUUGGUCCGAUGUGCCCUCAAGGCGAGGCCCUCCCAAGGGCUAUCGACGCGGCAGCGCCGACCCUUCGUCGCUAGGCCCAAAGAUCUUAAAAAUACGUGAACAUAUCCAGGCACUCCAGCUGGCAUAUGGCGAGCGUAUCGUGCUCGACGAGCUGCACAAGGCAAUUUUUGGAGACGGCCCGUGUGACGUGAGAAUUGAAGCAGAGUCAGCAAGUGCAAGUGCUCCACCAGAGUCACGCUCCUCAACGAUUGUUACUUCGUCAACCAGGAGGCCUAUUGGUUCGAGCGCUUCCGACACCAGUGGACAUGCCACUGCGAAGAACCGGAGCGAUUGGAGUCAAGACGAGCAUGAAGGUGAUCUGCGUCGGUGUUUCCUUCCCUCGUUAUUUUUACCGAGCAUUUGUCCUCUGCUAGAUCAUGCGCACUCAGACAUGGAUGAAGGUUCAUCUUCGGGCAUGGCAUUCCUUGCGACGUCUAUGCGUUAUAUGCAUACCGGAGGAGGCCCUCUUACUCCCGUAUCCGACAACGAGCGCAUUUCGAUGGAGAAAUACAGCCCUUGGGCCCUGCGUGACCACGUAGAGCGCCAUCCUCUUGUUCGUCGCAAGUCAACUGCAACGACCUAUAUCCCUCAACCUUCGCCCGAGGACAUCGAGAUCCUGCUGAAGACGUAUUGGGCAUCCAUACAUCCUCACUGGCCCAUCCUGUACAAGCCCGCGUUUGAUGCUGUCUCCAUUUUCAAGAUUUACGAGGAGGUCCCGCUGGCACUCCUAUAUGCCAUGUACGCGCUGUCGGCCCGCCUUACUCCGACGCCAGCGCUUGGUGUUCCAAUUGCGGAAACGUUCCGCAAAGUGGCUGAGGAUGAGCUACAAAGCGAUGGGGCAUUCCGCUCGGACAUCAACACGUGCACAGCACUUUUCCUCCUAAGUCUGUACAAUCACGGCGAAGGAAACCAAAGACAAGCAUGGGUACAUUGCGGUGUCGCGGCGAUGAUGGCACUUGACCUUGGUUUGCACAAAUCGGCGCAAGGUUUGCCUUUAGUCGAACAUGAACGCCGCGUCCGUGUGUUCUGGAAUAUAUAUGUUUACGAGAAGGUCCUGUCGUGUGAGAUGGGCCGGCCAGCGUUAAUUCGGAUGAUCCAUUGCGAUCCCGUGCGACUCUCGGAGGAGCAGUCAGACGAAUAUGAAACGGUCGUGCACCCUGGAACCUCUCGCUUUGGGCUUACUGUCCGGUUAUACACAAUAUCAAUCUUCAACGCGGCAGUUGAUUUAUUCCGUAUAUUCGAGCGCGUACUCAGUGAAGUUCACUCGGCGGCGUCGCCCCCAGCUCGUGCAACGCGGGAACGCCUCGUUGCGGAGCUUGACCGGGAGCUUGAGGAGUGGCAGAAAUCGCUUGGCCCGCGUUGUAAAUAUCCAAAGUCGGACGACCAAACUCCGACGAGGUCGUUGUACCUGUGUCAUGGCUGGUACCACACCGCUAUAAUCCUUGUUCAUCGACCCCUCAUUCCUCGUCCACGUGUUGGCCAAACAUUCGCCAGCAAUUACCAUCACAAGAAGGCUACGGAACAUGCAAACCGGUUAGUAGAUCUUCUCGCACUCUUCGCUGCGGGACAGGAAAUCGACAAGCUUCCGCCAAACGACGCAUACCUCAUCUUCACAGCCGCGACGCUCCAUGUGUUCAAUCUGACGCUCAAUGAUAAACAGCUACGCGAAGCAGCUCGUCCAAGGUUAGAACAAUGUGUUGAAUGGUUGCGGGGACUUGCCGAAACAUGGUCCUUUUCGUCGCAGUAUAAGCUUCUUCUUGAUGCCUUCUCGCAGGCAGCCUCGAACACCUUGAACCAUAGUCAGUCGAUGUCGCCUACAAGUUCGACACCAGUACAAUCGCAUCAGACUACACACCCUCAGCCGCAAAAUGUCCAUAAUGUCGCGUACCCGGCUCCGUCCAGUGGUGUUCCGUAUCCACUGCCUCAGAACGCCGAAGGCAGCAUGUCGCAGCAACAACAGAUGCAACAGCACCAACAGGUACAACCACCGAUGUACGCGGCGGAGUCGGAACAGAAAUUCACCACCCCGGAAUUAUUCUCACUCGAGAACUAUUACUGGAACGACUUCCAGACAGGCGUCAACCCGACGCAACAGAUGCAACAAUACUACGCUCAAUCGCAGAACAGCGAGGUGCCUACCCACGCUCAGGGCACAGCGGGCCAAGUUAGCGGUGUAUACUACGAUGUUCUUCGUCUUCUCCAAGAGGAAGGCAGAACGUCAUAAUUCUCUUUACAUCUUCUUGUAGCAACUUCUCGCUUUCGUUUUGAUACAUCGUUCUCUUUUCUUGUACGCUAGACUACAUAUCUGCCUGUGCCUCUUCUUGCUCUGAUAUCGUACGAUUUCCGGCUCCUGUAUUCUUCUUGCAAUCGUGUUUUCUGCGUAGGGCAAAAUUUAUAACCGUGCUUUCUUGUGACCC